GCGGCUGCCGGAGGCUGGGCACAGUGCGCAGGCGCAAGUUGUAGUUUCGUGCCUGAGCCAGCCGGUGGACCGAGUGACAGUGAGCCGCGCUUUUGGUUCCUUUCUCUGGAUUGGGAACCUGAGAUGAGGUUGGGUUCAUUUUAAUAACAUUGACGUGUCAGAAGAAAGGGAGUCAUGGCAACACCCCCAGUGCCUGGUACCGGGAUGCCUGGAGCAUGUUCUGGACCCCAGGGCCAGGCUGGUCGUGAAGUUAAUACAGCUUCCCUCUGCCGAAUUGGACAAGAGACCGUGCAAGACAUUGUCUCGAGAACCAUGGAGAUAUUCCAGCUUCUAAGGAACAUGCAGUUGCCAAAUGGUGUAUCAUAUCACGCUGCCACCCAUCAGGAUAGGCAGGGGAAGCUGCAAGAGCACCUUCGACAGCUCUCUGUGCUGUUCAGGAAGUUGCGACUAGUCUAUGACAAAUGUAAUGAAAAUUGUGCUGGCUUAGAUCCUGUCCCGAUGGAGCAACUUAUUCCUUAUGUGGAAGAUGAUAAUACAAAACAUGAAGACCGUAGCUUGUUGAAUCAACUCCGCUUAGCAAACGAAGAGAGGCGGGAAAUUGUGGAGGUAAAUAAGAACCUCAAACUGAAAAACCAGCAACUGAAGCAAAUAAUGGAUCAACUCCGGAACCUGAUAUGGGACAUUAAUGCAAUGUUAGCAAUGAGAAACUAAGUCAAGCAAUUCUUUUAGUAUUUUUGACUGAAUGUAUGCCAGUCAUGGCAAUAAUCAGAGCCAGCACUUGCUAGCCAAGGUUGAUGGCUGGUGUGCAGUUUUAAGUCUUUGUGCAAAAGAGAAUCUGCACAGAAGAGCAUAUCCAGAGCUGAAGGUCACUUUCUGAUAAAAUAUUAAUUUUAGAAACUUAUUAAUCUAUUUGUGUAGCAAAUACCAGGUUUCUCCAUGUUGACACAGUAUAGGGUAGACACCUUAAACCGCAGGGAAUUUAGUACAGUGCUAAAACAGGGAAUUGUGACAACUAUGUGGUUGGCUCUGACCUGUAUUCCAAUCCAACAAAGCUGAUUCUGGAGCCAAGGAAUUAGUGUGUUUUACCUUUUUUGGUCUAAAACAGGUUUGUGUUUGCUUUAAAUUUUGAGAAUUACCUUACAUUUGUAGCUGAGCCUUUUGUUUGUUAGUGUACUGUUCAGAUUUUAAGAUCUACAAUGUCCACUGCUGCUGUCUUUAAAAUUGGACAUGCUCUACAACUUUUUAAACUUUAACUGAAUGUAGAGAACUUAAAGCCUAAUCCAAGUAUAGACUUUCAAUGCAUCAACCUCGUAGUUCUGUAAAACACUGUUCUUAAACCUAUGCAUAGAAAUUCUGAUUUGUUGAAUGAUGUUGUUACA
Molecule: messenger RNA, 1379 nt
Organism: Hemiscyllium ocellatum (epaulette shark)
Lineage: Eukaryota; Metazoa; Chordata; Chondrichthyes; Orectolobiformes; Hemiscylliidae
Gene: med30
Product: mediator complex subunit 30
Exons: 5
Coding region: 175-711 (178 amino acids)
Biological process (GO): positive regulation of DNA-templated transcription
Cellular component (GO): mediator complex
Molecular function (GO): transcription coregulator activity
Source: RefSeq, a predicted model, not a curated record